Molecule: messenger RNA, 1065 nt
Organism: Lathyrus sativus (Indian pea)
Lineage: Eukaryota; Viridiplantae; Streptophyta; Magnoliopsida; Fabales; Fabaceae
Source: the annotation of a GenBank genome assembly
AUGGCUUCCUUGUUUUCCUUUUUAACUUUAAUCAUGUUUUUUGAAAUUGCAAUGGUGGCUAAUAUCAUCAAAGGAGAGCCUCUAGUUCAUGGAUUAUUUGUCUUUGGAGACUCUAUUGUUGAUGUUGGCAAUAACAACUACUUAGCAACGUUGGUUAAAGCAAACUUCCUUCCUUAUGGAAGAGACUUUGUGAAUCACUCUCCAACAGGACGAUUUUCUAAUGGAAAAAUUGCUUCAGAUUAUACAUCUGAAUUCUAUGGAUUUCCCUUACAUCAACCUGCUUAUCUACAACUAGUCAGUAAAGGAAACAACCUGUUGAGUGGUGCCAACUUUGCCUCGUCUGCUUCUGGUUACUAUCCCUCCACAGCAGCAAGAUAUAAUGUACUUACAUUAAGCCAACAACUAGAUCUCUACAAGGAUUACCAGAAAGAAUUGGUGAAAACAGUUGGACAAUCACAUGCACUAUCAAUUAUAUCUGGUUCAAUAUAUUUUGUUGUUGCCGGAUCUGGUGAUUUUGUACUAAACUAUUACGUAAAUCCGUUUCUCCAAUCAAUUUACACACCUUUUCAAUUCUCAGACGUUCUUAUAGAAUCCUACGUUACUUUCGUCGAGGAUUUGUAUGCACUUGGAGCAAGGAAGAUUGGUGUGGCAACAAUACCUCCUAUAGGCUGUUUGCCGCUAGUCAUCACUUUAUAUGGUUCUUACAGCAACACAUGCGUAGAAAGAUUCAACGAAGUUGCUAUGGACUUCAACAAAAAGCUCAACAUCACUUCAGAGAAAUUGCUAAAAAAGUUUCCAGAUCUUACCCUAAUCAUUCUGGAUAUCUUCCAACCUCUCUAUAAACUCAUCAUUAAACCUUCUGAUUAUGGAUUUUCGGAAUCUAGGAAGGCUUGUUGUGGUACAGGAUUGUUCGAAGUUACGUUUUUAUGCAACCAACUAUCUCCAGGAACAUGUGCUAAUGCAUCAGAAUAUGUAUUUUGGGAUAGUUUUCAUCUCACUGGGACUGCAAACAAGCAUUUGAUUGAUGCAUUGACUCCAGUUUUAAAGUCUUUUAUAAAAAAUUAA